CACUGGUGGGUGGCACCGCUGGGCACUGGUGGGCGGCACUGCUGGGCAAAGGUGGGCGGAACUGGUGGGUGGCACUGCUGGGCACUGAUCAUCAGGGCACUGAUCAUCAGUGCCCUGAUGAUCGGUGCUGAUCCCUGCUCUGACAACUGCCGCGUGAGGAAAGUGCAGCCGAGAACCGGCAAUUGCAUUUCCCAGUGAUCAGCGUGUCAUUGGACAUGACUGAUCACGUGGUAAAAGGCCGCUGUGAUUGGCCUUUUACACAUCACGUGAUCAGC
Messenger RNA from Staurois parvus, 275 nucleotides. NCBI's taxonomy places the organism in Eukaryota, Metazoa, Chordata, Amphibia, Anura, Ranidae. The record is from the annotation of a GenBank genome assembly.